Molecule: messenger RNA, 1326 nt
Organism: Penicillium malachiteum
Lineage: Eukaryota; Fungi; Ascomycota; Eurotiomycetes; Eurotiales; Aspergillaceae
Product: putative monooxygenase
Exons: 6
Coding region: 1-1326 (441 amino acids)
Biological process (GO): secondary metabolite biosynthetic process
Molecular function (GO): monooxygenase activity; FAD binding
Source: RefSeq, a predicted model, not a curated record
AUGGUCCCCGAAGAAGCUCGUCUCCGCGUUGUGAUCGUCGGAGCUGGUCUCAGUGGUAUCGCAACCGCAAUCUCAGCCGCCCUCUCAGGACACUCAGUCGAGGUCAUCGAACAAGCGAAGGAACUCGCCGAGGUAGGAGCCGGUCUGCAAAUCACACCAAACGCUUCGCGUUUACUGCAAUACUGGAAGCUUCCUGCCUCUCUCUGGGAGGCAGCUGCAGAGCCUACCAAGUUGACUGUGCACCGGUACUCCGGCAAAGUCCUCGCACACGAUGAUGCCUUUGAUAAGGGAAUUCGCGCCAAGUAUAAUGCCCCGUUUGUCGAUCUGCACCGAGUAGAUCUUCAGCAAUCGUUGUAUGCGCGAGCACAAGACCUGGGUGUCACUUUCCACCUUGGUGAGAGAAUCGAGAAGAUCGACUUUGAGACAACGACUGUGCACUCUGUCGCUGGAAAGCGCUUUGUGGGAGAUCUUAUUAUUGCGGCUGAUGGUCUGUGGUCUAAGUGUCGUGAGGCAUUCGUUGGCAAGAAGGAUGAGCCUAUUCCCACGGGUGAUUUGGCUUACCGGAUUGUUUUGACUGCUGACCAGAUCUCUGAUCCGGAUCUGAAAGCCUUGGUUGAGAAUCCUGAGGUUCAUUUCUGGAUCGGACCUGGUGCUCAUGCUGUGGGUUAUUCGCUGCGUGGAGGACAGAUGUAUAAUAUCGUCCUCUUGGUGCCAGACAACCUUCCACCAGGUGUCUCAAAGCAGACUGGCUCUGUGGAUGAGAUGAAGGAACUUUUCGUUGGCUGGGAUCCAAUCUUGAACAAGUUCUUGACUUACGUGGAGACUGUUGAUAAGUGGAAGUUGAUGCAUCACGGUGAAAUGGAGAACUGGGUUAAUGACAAGUCUAAUCUCGUUUUCAUUGGAGACUCAUGUCACCCCAUGUUACCCUACCUAGCCCAAGGCGCCAACUCCUCCCUGGAAGAUGGUGCCGUUCUCGGCUUACUUCUGGGCCACAUGACAAACAAGGAACAGUUGCCUCGCAUCCUUCGAGUAUAUGAGAGCCUCCGCAAAGCCCGAGGAGAGGCUAUUGUGCGUGAGACAUUCAAGCAGCGUCAUGACUUCCACAUGCAAGAUGGAGAAGAGCAAGAAAAGCGAGACCAAGUCUUCCUGUCCCAAAUCGGAAAGGAGAUCAAGGGCGCAUUCCCUAGUCGAUGGACAUGUCCAGAGGUUCAGCCUUGGCUGUAUGGAUACGAUGCUAUCAAGGAGGUUGAGAAAGCCGUGGCCCAGAACCCAGACGUAUUCGCCCAGGCUUCUAAGUCUCUCAAGUCGUUCUGUACCAUUUUAUAA